Molecule: messenger RNA, 4658 nt
Organism: Wasmannia auropunctata (little fire ant)
Lineage: Eukaryota; Metazoa; Arthropoda; Insecta; Hymenoptera; Formicidae
Exons: 3
Coding region: 659-2230 (523 amino acids)
Source: RefSeq, a predicted model, not a curated record
UGUUCGCGCGUCGACGACGACGCGUCGCGAGGUUCGCUCGUGCGCGGGAUUUAACUUAAGAGAGACCCCGCGCUCGUUCCUGCUUGAUGCACAGUCGUGUUACAUCUCUCGUUAGACGGACUAUCGUUUCCAGAGGAAUAAGAUCGAGGAGAGAGGGAAAACUCUGGUGAUAAGACGCAAUGUUCGAGAGCGUUGCGCACCGUCACCGACAAAAUUGGAUCGCGCCAACGUCUCAACGAGGAAGCAAGACAUCGAAACGAAUGUCGUAGUAGUAGAAGAAAAUUCCGCGAUUCGGUGGCUCGAAUCAGUUUCAAGAAUACCGGACGAUCAUCAUCGAGAGGCAUGAAUUCAUUCAGAGACAAGACACAGAAUGUUACGUGGCAUGUGUCAAGUACCGCGACCAAGUCGAGAUAGCUUUCCGUGGUGCAAGCGAGAUUAAUCGCGAGCGCGAUCCAGUCGGCAUUUAAUCACGCACGCGCUCGGCUAAGGCGAAAAUUGAAAGCGUCGGAUUCGACGGCGUAGAUUUAAAGCGCGCACAGACAUGUCGGGGCGACCUAACGGUCGGCUCGACGUGGGAUUGCCUGACGCCAGCUCGGUAUAAAACAGCCGGUAAUAAAGAAGAAGUGGCGUGAGGAAGAAGAGGGAACCCUUUGAGCGCAUGGCAGAAGGAGAGAGGGGAGGGGAAGAAGGAGCGAGCGAGAGGCGCAAAAUGGGAGCAACGAGAUAUGUGCUGGGCAGCGCGAUCUUAGGACUCUUUUGGAGCAGUCUACUCAAGGGCGUCCUGACCAACUCCACCAGCAGGUGCGAUUAUCCGCCCUGCUCCUGCGACCAAUACGGCAGACUGAACUGCGACUGCAAGGUGGAGGGAGAGGAAUUAAUUCUAACCACGGAGGGGGACAGACGGCUGAGUCCACACAUCACCAGGAUAAUGGUGAACAACUGCUCAUCCGUGAUCCUCGCGAACUCGAGUCUGAUCUCAAUGACCGGACUGCGAGCGGUGGAGCUGAUGAACGUGGCGAAUCUGACUCUAGUCAAACAUAGCUUCGAAUUAUCGCCGCACAACGCGCACACGCGAAUUUCUGUGCGGAACAGCAGCAUCGACGUAAUGCCGAGCUUCGUCUUUCGCGGCGACGUCGAGGCGAUCACGUUCGAGAACGUGCGGAUCGGCCAGCUGAGUGCCUUCUCGUUCGCCAAUUUGGUUCACACGGAGAAGCUACGGCUGGAGAACUGUCACGUCGAGACGACGGAGGCACAAGCCUUUAAGAAGUUCGAAGUCGGCUACCUAGACGUGAGAGGCGGCACAUUCGGCGAUCAGUUGCCGAGUCGCACCCUGAACGACAUCGAGGUCUAUCACACAUUCAGGUUGGACGGCGUGAGAAUGGGCGUCGUGAGGAGCAGCGCCUUCAUCGUGAGAAGUCCGCGCACGGUUGCGAUACAGAACUGCGUGAUCGACAACCUGGAGAGCGAGGCUUUCGACGUGACGGCGCAGGGCGCCGUGAUCAUUAAGAACAACACCUUCGGCAGCAUCAGCGUGGGCGCGUUUCUCGGGAUACGCGCGGAUCGCGAGACCAGGUCGCCGCCGUCGCCGUCGACGCACGACCUCAUCUUCAAGAACAACAGCGUCAGCAGCUUCGAGGAGGGCUCGCUGAUGUUCGACCGCACGAGUUUCCGACCAGAGCUCGACAGUCUCCUCAUCUCGCAGCCAUGCGACUGCCAGAUGUUACCCGUGUGGAAGAAUUAUGUGCUCAACUACACCAACGUUUACUCGCGGUUUUAUGCGAGAGAAAACUCGCUGGUGCCGCCCCAAUCGCAGCCCCAGGAGCCCAUCAACGAGACCCCGGAAACCUUCGUGUGUCUGGACGGCGGGAUGGACGGCGCGUCGAUCAGCUUCGCCGAUUACGAGGCGCGUCACUGCUCGCUCGGCGGCUCCAUGCUCGUCUUCAUUCUAAUCAUCGUGGGUGCUAUUCUCGCCCUGAUAGUAUGCGUGUGUUUGAUCGUCUGGUGCUGUCGGAGGCGCCGGCGGAACAACAGAAAGAAGUGGAUUAGCGUGCCGACCAACGCACCUGACGUGGUGUCGAAGAAGAACGGCGUGAUUGGCAGGGAGGCCGCGACGUCCGGCGCGCCGGUCGACAGCAGGAUAACGAUGGUGGUACCGGACGGCAGAUUAUACCGAGAGACGGAGUUUCAUGUGAUCGUCGAGAAGGCCGAGCCGCUUACGACCGAGUUGUAACGAGACGCCCCGGGCGGCUCGACGAGGAGGCCCACGAUCGUCGCUCCCGUUGAAGAGGAACUCGAGUGGGCGGAAACGUCGAGCCGCUUUAGAGUGUACAAGCUGUGAGAGCUACGAGAGACGCCGCGCGAUCGGCGCCAGUGAGGAACAGUAACCGUAAAAACUUUGAUCCGAUGCACUCGGAGAGAACGUGAGGCGAGAGUCCUUCCAGUGGAGAGAGGAAAAUUCCUCGAAUGUUAAUCGCGUGCGUAAAAUAUAGACUGCGUAAAACCGUCGUCGUUUGGGGUAUAAUAGAAACGCGAAAUGUACGCGACCCCGCGGAAUCGUGUCCCGUUUUUUUUUUUUUUUUUUUUUUAAUUUAAUUGAUUGUCUUUCCUAGUACAAUGCAGUUCGUAAGCUUCCAUUCACAUAUCACAUGCGGCCGCCGAUUAUUCAGACCGCGCGUUCCUUUCAUUCCUUGGCCCGUCCAUCACUUCGAAGGCGGUCACGGCGAUUAAAAAGUUUUCAGAACGAGUCGCAAAAUUCGGAUAAUCAGUCGCCGCAGCUAGUUAAGUUUAUUAUUAAACUUUCGAAGAGAAGAGAAAGCGAGAGGAUCAAUGUGUCCGUAGAAGAUGAAGUGAGACCCUCGUCGAAGCUAUGCGACUUAGGAAGCAGAGGAGAGAGGGAGAAGAGCAUAACUCGCGUAGAGACAACUAAAUUCGCUGUCUUGCGUAAGAUACGCGAUUGGGCCGACCUUUCGCAUUUCCGUUGCUUUAAGUUCAGCGAUCGAUAGCCCGCGCAGUUAUCGACGAAACAUUAGUGAGCGUUUCGAGCGAAAAUCACGGUACGAAAGGACCAAAAAAGUGGGACGACGCUCGGACAGCUGUGCCAUUCCUGGAGUGUGUCACUCAUGUCAAACACACAUAACUCGUGUCCACUCCACAAAAAUUUUGAUCUCUCGAACACAAGGAAAAAAAGCGAAUAAAAUAAAGAUGAUACUCUUCGCUAAGCUUUCAUAUCAAAAUCGUUUCAAACUAUCGUUUUUUAUAGGAAAGGUUGAUAGCAAUGUAACAAGAGCGAAAAUAAACCGGCAUGAUUAAUUUACUAACAAUAAAAAAAUAUCCCAUAUCACCUCAUAUCAGUGGCGAAUUUGUAAGUUAAUGGCAUAUAUCGUUUGGUAAAUUGUAACAAGUAUUUCAAUUUCUCUUUCAACUUUAAGUUCAUUACUUUGUUAUAAUUAAUAGUUAUAACGUCAAUUAAAACAAGACCUUGAUUAUUCUUUUCAAAACACGUUUUUUAACAUACGCAUCUUUUUAUUAAUUUUAUUAAACAUAAAAACUUGUAUAUUUUUUCAGCAAUUUUAAAAGAAUCUCUUGGAUGAAAACGUUAGCUUUAAGCCCUUGAAAAUGUAAAUCCGCCACUGCUUCGUAUGUGCUUUCGAAAAAAAAAGCGAAGUUCGUCAGACCGUAAAACCAGUGUGUGAAUUAAUUUUUAACUAUAUCGUACUGCAAAUUCGUUAUCACGUUAUUUUAUGAAUGUCUAUGCAUUUAUUUAAAGCAAAGACUCGCUAUGAAACUUUGCGAUAUAAGAAGAAACUGUUAUUAUUGUUAUUAUAAUUUAUAUUUAAUCUUAAGUAAGUCACGAUAAAUCAAAAACGUUACGAUUGUUCCGCGAAAUUUGCUGUGUGUUAAAUGUAACGCUGAGAAAAAUUUCAGGUGAUUUUAUAAAACCAAACGAAAAGUACUUGGAAUGUACAUCCCGCCAUAUAGCAAUAUUCAUCGAUGCGUUUGAUCUAUGCGUGUAAUGAAAACAUUUUAAAGGAACUUGAUUAGGACUUGAGCGAACGUAUUUCUAGAUCAUAAUCGAAUGAAAAUAAAUAAACGUUUUCCCUGUCCCUUUCUCCUUUUUUAAUUAAAAGGAGGCAUAUGUCGCGACAUUGAUCUAAUAUUUUGAUAAUCAUAAAAAAAAAAGGCAUUUCGUCGAUUACGGAAGAAGAAAUAAAAUAAAGCUUGUCGGAAACUGUAAUAUAUCGUACAGUUAAAAUUGAUUUAUCGAACAGAAGGCCCAAGUACUCGAAGCACUUGAAGACGGAGGUAAGCAACGCUUCGUCUUGAGCGCAUGAAAGGAAGAGAAUUGAGCCUCUCGGAAAACUUUUUGUGCCUCUUAUACACGAUAACUCGAACUCCACCAAGGUAGGUUUUAUUAGCAUUCCGCUAAUAAUAUCGAAAGAUCAGAGUCUAAUACGCCGCGGCGUAUGCAAACUAUAUGCGCAGGUAUGUAUGCGUGUAUACGUGUGUAAUUAUAUCAUUGUGGUGAACACAAAAUCAGUUUAUAAUGUCAUGUAUAGCUAUAAUUAUCGUAAGACUGUGAUAUAACGACAGCCGCCGACUGUAUAAUUUGUUUCGCAUUGAACGAAAAGAGAUACAAUAAAGACGAUACCAACAAUGUA